AUGACAAGCGUGCAAUAUGGCCACUCGCAUGGCGACCUGCAUGACGACGAAUCACUCCUGGAUGAUGACCUGAUCGAUGCCGAGGAUGCUAUCGAAGCCGAUGACCCCCUGCACGAGACAUCCGAUACAGCCCCUCUCCGAGGCAACAUUGAAAACGACUCCAGCGCACGAGGUGGCGGUCGAUCUGGCUACGGAAAUUAUCUGACCUCCUCUAUUCCCGGUGAAGACCGUCGCGCGACGCAGAAUACCAUCGAUGAGAGCGUCUGGGCUACCUUGUCUCGCGACCUGGUCGCCGUCUGGGAGAAGAUGCGUCAGGUCUUGUGGCCCAAAUAUCUGCUCGGAGGAAUGAUGCAACGCGGUGGUGGUGGAAUUGGUGGCGCUGCUGAGAGGGGUGAGGUUUCUGGAUUCGGUCAUAACCUGCGCGGGAUCGUUGGACGCUGGCCGGAUGCCGAUGUUGUUCUACAGGGUGGGAUGAGCGAUGGGCUUCGCGACUGGGAUCUUUGGGGUCCUUUGAUCUUUUGCUUGGUGCUGAGUUUAUUCCUGUCUGUCGCGAAGGGAGACCAAGCAUCGGUUGUUUUCUCGGGCGUUUUCUGCAUUGUUUGGAUGGGAGAAGCAGCUGUGACUCUCCAAAUUAAGCUUCUUGGUGGUAAAAUCUCCUUUUUCCAGUCAAUUUGCAUUAUCGGUUACACUCUGUUCCCAUUGGUCAUCGCUGCUCUCCUUAGCGCUGUGGGUCUGCCUACAAUUGCCAGAAUACCCGUCUAUCUUGUUCUUGUGGCUUGGUCAUUAGCAGCAGGAGUGAGUAUCUUGGGAGGCUCGGGUGUUUUGCGAAACCGAGUUGGCAUUGCCGUAUACCCUCUAUUUGUGUUUUACAUUUCGAUUGGAUGUCUCUGUUUCAUUAGCUAG
Penicillium malachiteum is the source of this 903-nucleotide messenger RNA. Its product is annotated as Yip1 domain protein. Gene Ontology annotation, biological process: endoplasmic reticulum to Golgi vesicle-mediated transport. NCBI's taxonomy places the organism in Eukaryota, Fungi, Ascomycota, Eurotiomycetes, Eurotiales, Aspergillaceae. The record is from RefSeq and is a predicted model, not a curated record. Gene Ontology annotation, cellular component: trans-Golgi network; membrane. The coding region runs from base 1 to 903 and encodes 300 amino acids. The transcript has 4 exons.